ACUCAGACUCACUGGUAUAUACACGUCAACUCUGUUUAUAUUCAAUUCGCUGUGCCAGACUACGCAGUAUCCCAUGUGCAGCUCGUGCCCGUCCAAGAUGUGGGGCGCGAAAGCUUUCUUGGUGUUUUGCGUUCUCGGACACAUUGGAAUAACGAGGGCGUUUGUCGGAGUUAUCGCCCCUGGAAAAAUUCGCCUUGGAACGAAUCAGAAGAUAUUUAUUCUAGGAAUCGGUCUGAAUGACAACGAGCUGGAGUAUAGGGUGAAACUUAACCCUGGAAGCCCUACCCAUACGUUCUACAGCCAAACACACACAAUUGAGAAUGGUGUGUUAACGCCAAUCGACAUCAUGGUCAAUCCUAGCGACAUCGUCCCCGACACGUCAAGUGAGGUAACUCUCAUGGUGUUAUCCACGCGACGAGGAGGGUUUAACAGAGAGGUUGGUAUCGAGAUCGACAGAAGUCCUGGCUAUUUGUUCGUUCAGCUGGAUAAGCCCAUCUACACUUCCAGACAAAAAGUGAAGUACCGAGUGAUGGCCGUGGACGAGGACCUGAGAUGGGCGCCAUGGCAGGUUCAAGUCAGCCUACUGAAUCCCAGAGGCCAUCUCAUAGACAGAGUGACGACCAAUGCAUCUGAAGCUUUCACUGGCUCGGAAUUCCCCUUGUCCAAAAACCCAAUGAAAGGAAUAUGGAGAUUAAGGGCUUCUUACACAAAUGUUUCUACCGUUUCUGAAGCCACAUUUGAAGUGAAAGAUUAUGUUUUGCCUCGGUUUGGAGUUCGAGUCAAGUCGAACCAGACAAGCAUGGUCUGGGACAACACCUCGCCUCUCCUGCUGUCCAUCAAAGCCGAAUACACAUAUGGCAAACCAACUCGUGGACGAGUGUCAACGUCUCUUGUGGCCCGACUGCUUGACUUGGAACUUCCUAUCAUGAAUAAUCUCCAGCAUCAGUUGAACGCCUCUGGACAGGUCGAUGUGGUCCUUAAUGACGAGGAGCUAAAAGAUUCAGAGGCGUUGAGAAGUCUUAGAGAUGAGGUUUGCAGCAUCUACGUAAAGAUCAACGUAACAGAAGAUGGCACUAACAGUGUCGUGCGGGAAGAGUAUUUAGUCGCCACAUUGGCAUCCUACCCUUACAAGCUGACUGUUGUAAACAAGAAGAAAUACUACCAGGCUGGACUUCCCUAUACUUUUGAGGUGGAAGUUACCAACAUCGAUGAGAGUAUUGCCAAAAACGUGCCUGUCGUCGUCGUUAAGAUGCCAGGGGAGGAGACGACAACCUUGACGUCCAAUAACAGAGGCAGAGUGAGUCGCACCUACAUCGCCCCUGACAGUGGCGACAUGGUCUUCAGGUACCAACCAGAAGGUCACCCCUUGGACGAAAGUACACUGAGGGUCAAACGAGUGACAUCAUCAAACAGUGGCUACAUUGUCAUUGAAGUUGAAGAAAAACCAUCGUUGAAUCAAGACUUGCCUGUCCAUGUGAGGUACCAUGGAUCUCCUGGCCUCUAUUUCAUCAUGGUGUCUUCCCGUGGUCAGGUGGUUUUCAGAGAAAGUUACACUUCCGGUUCAAAUGGCGAUGACGUCAGAACAAUCCCAAGACGGUUUCUGAAAGACAUGGUGCCAAGCGCCCGGAUUGUCGUGUUUUACGUUGCAUCUGAUCAUGUGGUUGCUGACUCCACCCACCUUCUAAUGAAGACUGCUUGUAGGGAGGAAUUAAGGAUUCGCAGAGUUGGGAACAAAGAUUCCUAUCUGCCCAAAGAAACUGGUCAGAUCAGCCUGUCUGGUGGGGCUAACAUGAGCAUAGGAUUGCUGGCAGUAGACAAAGCUGUCUAUGUACUAAAAUUUGAAAAAUCCCUGACAAGAAAAAAGAUGUUUAAUGACCUUGACAGUCAUGACUUCGGAUCUGGAUCUGGAUCUGCAGCGAAUAGUUGGAAGAUUUUUGAGGCUGCAGGGUUCAAGUUGGUGUAUGGAAACAUCAGGAGUAACGUGCCUCUGUUUGAGCACAACUUGUGGACCACCGCUCGUAUGUCAUCCCGCAAUAGCGAGGACACCGUCUCUCCGAUGGAAGAGCGCAUUCUGAGAUCCUUCUUUCCUGAGUCCUGGCUCUUUGAGGAAGCUAUACUUGAUGCAAGUGGAAAUUUAGUCCGUGAUGUGAAAUACCCUGACUCAAUCACAACCUGGGUCAUGCAUGCAGUGGGCGUGUCUCAAGACCAGGGUAUCUGUGUCUCGAACGCCAUACGAGUUGUAGUUUCACAAGACUUCUUUCUUGACGUUCAACUUCCCUUCAAGGCCGUGAAGCUUGAGGAGGUCAGGGUCAAUGUCACAGUUUCAAGCUACAUCGGCUACAAUACAACGGUGACUUUGACAGCAACUGCAGACGGGAUAUGUAUGCUGGACUGUGAUGGGGAUGAGCUGACAAUUCCGCCGUUCAGUGUGCCGAAUGGAGGGAAAAGAACAGAAUCUUUCUCCAUCCUCCCCGUAAACCCUGGGACAUAUGUUAUCCGAGUAGCAGCUGUCACAGCGAGUAGAGUUAAACAAGACAUAGUUGAGCGACACCUGGUGGUGGUUAGUGAAGGCGAACCAAACAAGAAAACAAUAAACUUCAACCUUGACCCCAAUGGUAAACCCAGGAAUGACCUCACAGUCACACAAUCGGUAAAUAGACGUGUCCAGGAAACCCGCAUACAUAUGGCGUUUCCAGAUGAGGCUAUCCCAGAAUCAGAAAACAUACAUAUCACAGCGUCAGGAGAUCUACUUGGUGACGUCAUCAGCAACAUCGUUAUUGGCAGCACAUUCCCAUCCAUGUUCGACAGUGCCGACAGCCUGAUGAUGGAGUUGGCGCCGAGCUGCUAUGGUUUACAGUAUCUGUCAAGACUAAACUCGCUGACCCCUGAAGUGCUCAACAAGGGAAGACUCCACAUACGAUAUGGCGUUGCGGAGUUGCUGAAAUAUCGAACUAGUGAUGGCGCAUUUUGCCUGGAGGAAAUCGACGAAGACUAUACUCCCGAGCCAUCUGUAUGGUUUACAACGUUUGUGCUGAAGACUCUGUGUUCCACCCGUGCAGUGCUGAACAUUGAUGAACACAUUUUGGAAGAAGGGUACGAGUGGUUGCUGAAUCAGGUCACGGGUUCGCAAUCAAGAGGCUUCGAGAUUGAAGACGAGGAUCCACGGUACAUUGAUGGAGAAGAACAACAACUCUUGGCUGAGGUGCUUAUAUCGUCCUUCAGCUGUUCCCAUCGGAUAUCUGAAGAAACUGUCAGACAAAGGGACAGCUUUAAGCAAUGGUGGUCCAGGAUGCGAAAAUCAAGGCUACGAAAUAUGACCCCACUGACCUUGGCCAAGGUGACCUAUGCCAGACAAAACCUGAACUAUCUUGACUCAACGUGGGAGACUGCAGUGCGGGAACUGAAACAGAAAGGAACAACUAAUGCAGCUGGGUACUACUUUUGGUCUGAUGAGUAUCAUGAAGCCCACGAACCAAUUAUGUACAAGACCCGUCCGUCUUCAGAGACGAUUGAAGCCACAGCAUAUUCUCUGCUGGUGUUUGUCAAAGUGAGCUUGAAACUGCCAUGCAGAACCAUACAACAACAACAACGACGACGACGACGACGAGGAAGGGUUUAUCGUCAAUGUAGAAAUAUGUACAUUAACCCUGACAAGAUCGCUGAUUGGCUGAUACAAUGGAGAAAUGGAAAAGGAUUGUUUGUUGGAGCUUCGGAUACAGCCGUUGCCACGGAGGCUCUGGCCGCCUACAGGGAGUCUAAGCGGAUCCGGGAAACCAAUCUGGACGUCAAUGUGACAGCUUCUCCCUCUGAAAACUUUACUCACAGGAUGGUGUUUGGAGAAGAGGACGCCUUCCAACCCCAGUCACUCCAAGAUGUGCCACUGGGACAAAGUCUGCAAGUGUUGACAGCAGGACACGGCAUCGGCCAGAUGCAUGUGGACGCAAGCUACAAUAUUCCUGUCGAUGUUGAUGCUGACUGUCAGUUUACCAUGAACGUAAGACGGUUCUAUCCUGAUGAUGAGAGUCUGCGUGCAGGCAACACAGGUGUCUGUUCUGUGUGUGGUCCACGACUUACAUGUCCAAAGGGGGACCGUUUCACCUGCUCUAUUGAGUCAGGGUUUGGGGGCAUCAGUACCCCUCUCACUUACUGUUUAAAUGUGUGUUUGAAAUACAAUGGUAAUUACAACCAUGGCAAGACCUAUAUCCGUGUACGAAUGCUGACUGGCUAUGUUCCUAAUGAGUGUGAUCUUAAAGAGCUCGAGGGGGGACGUGUUGUCAAAGCAGGGUACAACGACGACUACGUUGAAAUACAAUUAAGAACUGUGAGUGCGGAAGAAGAGGAGUGUGUCGGCUUCCGUAUUUGGAAGAUCCAUGACGUAUUCCGUAUUAAGCCCGCAACAGUCACCCUACGGAGUUUCAAUGUCGACAAAUGGACAUGUCCACGAACAUAUGAGAGUGGGGAGAAUGUGGUCAGCACGCCUUUCUACUGUCCAGUACAGGUCAAUAACCAGAUGAGAGGCUGCAGCUGUAUAAACGAUAAGUGUGUGGACUGUGGUCGCCGAGCCAACCCAAUUAUGCGUCUACUCCGGGCCUUGGCAAGAAACUCGUUGUAUGCAUUCAAGUUACGAGCACUGUCUAUGGAGGAACACCCUGGCUACAGACAUAUGCUGUUUAAUGUUGAAGAAGACCUAAAACCAUGUAUCGGUGAACUGGCCCAGCAGCACGUGACAUUUGUGACGAGACAAGAGUGUGGCUGUCCUGAGUUCAUGGAAGGAGAUCUGUUCUGGGUGCUGGGAAGGGAUUUCAACACAUACACAGAUCAACAAGGACGUAACAGUUCAAAGUUUUUCCUGAACUCAAAUUCGUACCUGCUCUCCUCAAGACAGUCAUCAAACUUUAGGACACAUUCUAGAGAAAUUACCCGGGCCUAUCGUGGUAGUAGUGAAAGAACAUGCAACUAAAUAUAUCCGGUAUCGUCACAUCUUAAGAUCUGAUACGGCUAUACUACAUCUGUGUUUCCUUGACUACACUGUGGAUCCAAAGAAUGCGUCAGGAACUUUUGUUUGUACAUGAGAUGUUGGUGUAGAGAGCAUGUUGAAUUUACACAACACCGUGUUUCACAUGACUUGUACAAUAUUUUACUGAUGUUGUGUAAACUGUACAAUGUUAAUGAUAAUGCUUUGUGAAUAUAAGCUUCAUCAACUGAAUAAACGUUAAUAUUUUUGCC
Messenger RNA from Haliotis rufescens (red abalone), 5226 nucleotides. Its product is annotated as complement C3-like. The record is from RefSeq and is a predicted model, not a curated record. Gene Ontology annotation, cellular component: extracellular region. Gene Ontology annotation, molecular function: endopeptidase inhibitor activity. NCBI's taxonomy places the organism in Eukaryota, Metazoa, Mollusca, Gastropoda, Lepetellida, Haliotidae. The transcript has 38 exons. The coding region runs from base 74 to 4960 and encodes 1628 amino acids.